AUGUCGCCGAGCAAGGGAUGGAGUCGAGAGUCGAGGGUCGAGUCGGAGGAAGAUGAGGAGGAGGUCAUGAGGAAGAAGAAGAAGAAGGAGGAGGAGGAGGAGGAGGAGGAGGAGGAGGAGGAAAAUAAGGGAGAGAAAGAGUUCAGAGGCGGUCGGAGAGGAUCGGAAGGAAGGAACCUUGGGGAAGUAAGGUACGAGGAGGAGAAGGAGGAGGAGGCGGAGGAGCCAGACCAAACUGGUGGACGGUGGAUGGUGGACUGUGACCUGCGGGCUACCUACCUGAAGGACUACGACGACGGCUGCGGUUACGGUUACGGGACUUGGACUACCUACAUUUACCUCAUCAUGGACCAAGGCACAAGAGAACGAGACAAUGGACGGGAGCGAGGAACCUAA
Molecule: messenger RNA, 396 nt
Organism: Colletotrichum karsti
Lineage: Eukaryota; Fungi; Ascomycota; Sordariomycetes; Glomerellales; Glomerellaceae
Exons: 3
Coding region: 1-396 (131 amino acids)
Source: RefSeq, a predicted model, not a curated record